AUGGUGUACGACUGGGCAGGAAAGCGGGACAUCUGCUUCCAGAUGUACAUCCAAGAGAAGAAGGCACUAGAGGAAAUUAUGGAAUACAUGCGGAAUUACUACCAGUUUUCGCCGAGUAAACGUGCCUACCAGACUCAAUUUAAGCGAUGGGGGUUCCCUUCGAAGCAAAACCCCGCUCAUAAGAACAUGGAAUUAGUCGCCCGCGUCAAACAACUAUGGGAACACAAUACGAACCAGCGAGAUAUGCUCCGCAUUCUAAACGACGAGGGAUUCGAGAUCAAGGAACGAGAAUUAAUGCGUGUGCGCGCCAAGAAUCGAUGGUUACUCCGCGUCCCCAAUGGGAUGAAGACUCAACAGAAUGUGCCGACGCAAGAAACGCAACCAGAAGAUGAAGGGUUACUAGCUCUACAGCGGGAAAUGUACAAACAAGACGCGAUAUUUGAGGCAACUGAGCCUUUACCCACAGAACCGCCUGUACCUGAAGAGGGCACUCCUGAAUCGUCCGUUAUAACACCCGAAGUUAUGGCCAAGCGCAAGGAAAGGCUGGACCGUCUAAAGUCAGAGAGCGCAGAACGAUGGGCAUCUAGGAAGCGCCGCCGUCGCACUCGAGGCUGGGCCGGAUUACCAGCUGAUCCACCCGGCCCCCCACGAUUUCCCUCCGAGACGACAAUCGACGAGAGUAAGCAAUAUCUCAAUCUUGACAGUACAAUGUACCGCCAGCUUCGGGACCGGUUUCAACGAAUAUGCGAAGGAUCCGGUUUCAUCAAGAAAACAGUCGCAGGCCCAGAAAAGUGGCAAGCAGCGAAAGAUAAAUUGAUACAGGAAUCUCCGCAUCUCCAGCAGGUCUUCAACGCUGAACCGAACGAGCGUGAUGCGAAGAUCCUCGCAUUAGAUGUAGUCUGCACUGAUGUCACAAAACGAAUGAGGACAUUAGAGAGACGAAUGACGAUCGCCGAAGCAAAGAAUGCUCUUGGCAUCAAUCCCGAAGAGAGCCGACAAAUUCGAAAUGCCUUUUACGACACCCUGAAAGGGGACCAUUUCACAAGCAAGCUGGAAGCAGGCGACGAGCACUGGCGAGAACUAAAAGCGCAUUGGAUUCAAGAUACACCAUUACUACAACGAAUUCUUGAACCGGGCCCGGCCGACCCUCAACACACGGAUAAAUUGAAAGCCUUAGAAGUUUUAUGUCGCGACGUAAUGAAAAGACUUCGCGAUGACCAAACAAAACGAGACCCAGCUCGCAAGAGAUCAUCUGCGCGCGCUGAAUCACAAACUUCCCCUCCUUCUACCGCAACCCCUAAUAUCCUCAGCAACGAAAUCAGCAACGGCAUCAGUACGCUUGCAUCUCAAGCUCUUGCCAGCGCACCGAUCACAGCAAGUGAGAUCGGCGAUAUGCAAAUUGACCCUACACUGCUUCAGGCCGCGAAUGAUCCUGCCUCUUUCUCAAAUACUCAACACGACGCAGCGAAUGCAUUUGAAUACAUGGACCCCAUGCUUCACUCUGCCUUACUCAACACGCCUGUUACAUUCCAGGUUCGUCACCAAGUGGACAUUAGUCCAUGGGUCGAGAAACUCCCGACGCGGACUAUAGAGGAGAUCCGGCAAUUGACUGCGAAUCGAUAUCCGUACUCGAUCAUUACCAAGAUCGAGGGGCUGGGUCAAGACGAACAUGGAGAAGAAAUUUAUUUUGCUAUUGAGGAGGAUGAUGAAUUAGAUGCAUAUUUGACACAUACGCAGGGCAGGAAAUCUUCAAUAGUCCUGACAUUGGGCUCGGUUUAA
Molecule: messenger RNA, 1779 nt
Organism: Penicillium angulare
Lineage: Eukaryota; Fungi; Ascomycota; Eurotiomycetes; Eurotiales; Aspergillaceae
Product: Clr5 domain-containing protein
Exons: 2
Coding region: 1-1779 (592 amino acids)
Source: RefSeq, a predicted model, not a curated record